Hyphopichia burtonii NRRL Y-1933 is the source of this 2979-nucleotide messenger RNA. RefSeq names its product Ran GTPase-binding protein. The transcript has a single exon. Gene Ontology annotation, biological process: tRNA re-export from nucleus. Gene Ontology annotation, molecular function: tRNA binding; small GTPase binding. The record is from RefSeq and is a predicted model, not a curated record. The coding region runs from base 1 to 2979 and encodes 992 amino acids. Gene Ontology annotation, cellular component: nuclear matrix; nuclear pore; cytoplasm. NCBI's taxonomy places the organism in Eukaryota, Fungi, Ascomycota, Pichiomycetes, Serinales, Debaryomycetaceae.
AUGGAUCAACAAAUUCAACAAGCAGUAGAGAUUGCCUUAAGUGGUACUGCUGAUCCAAAUUUGAAAAAUCAAGCUUAUGAAUUCAUCAAUCAAAUCAAAUCUACUGAAGAAGGUUAUAAAUCAUGUAUUGAUAUCUUAUUAAAAUCGAGGGAAAAUAAUGAUAUUAAUGAUGGAUUAAAAUUUUUCAUUUAUCAGGUUAUUGAAGAAAAUAUGUCAAAAUUAAAUAAUGACGAAUUGAUUAAUUUAAAAAAUACAUUAUUUCAAAUAUUAAAUUCAAUCAUUUCAAAUAAUUUAAAUGAUGCUGCUUACUUAAAGAAUAAAUUAUCUACUUUAUUUGCUUCAUUAUUUUGCUACACUUAUUUAGAAUUAUACCCAAAUUUCUUGAAAGAUUUAUUAAAUUUAUGUCAAUCUUUUACUAAUCCUUUAAUUUUAGAUUAUUAUUCUAGAAUUGUAAUUUCAAUUCAUUAUGAAAUUGGUGAUAAAUUUAUUUCAAGAUCAUCUUUCUUACAAAAUCGUAAUAAUUUAUUAAAGGAUUCAAUUAGAUUAAAUGAUAUGAAUCAAUUAGUGGAAAGUUGGUAUAAAAUCUUACUUAAUGAUUCAAUUAAUGAUGAUAUUUUAAAUAAUACUUUAAAAAUUAUUGGCCAAUAUAUUGAAUGGAUGGAAAUUAAUUUGUUUAUUUCAAAUGACUAUUUAAAUAAUAUUUUGAAAUUUUUAAAAUUUCCAAAUGAAAGAAAUCAAUGUUGUAUUACUUUAAUUGAAUUAAUUUCUAAAAAAAUGAAACCUUCAAAUAAAAUUGAAUUAAUUAGUUUACUUGAUUUAACUAAUAUAAUUGAUUCUAUUAAAAAUAAUAAUGAUGAUGAUUUAGAAUUUAUCGAAAAUUUAUCAAAAUUAUCAAACCAGAUUGGUAUAGAAUUAAUAAUCGCUUUAGAAAAUGACUCAAGUUUAUUCAAUAAUAUCAAUUUGAUUUUUUUAAAAUUAUGGCCAUUAAUUUUAGAGUUUUUAAGUCAUGAAUAUGAUGAUAUUUCUCAACAAGUUUUCACCUUUAUUCAAAACUAUUUAUUACUUUGUAAAAAAAUUAAUCAAUUAAUCUCAAUUGAUUUAUUAUCAACUUUAUUAAAUAAAGUUAUCUUGAAAAUGAAAUUUGAUCCUGAUGAUGACGGUUUCGAAAUUGAUGAACAAUUUAAUGAAAUAAGAUCAAAAUUAAAAACUUUUCAAGAUACAAUUGCUGUUUUAACCCCUGAAUUGUAUAUUGAAACUUUACCAAUGAUUAUUGAACAAUCCUUAUUUAAUAAAAAUUUUUCCGAUAUUAGUAAUGACCCUUCGAACUCUAAUGACACUUUAAAUAAUUGGAUUAAUAUUGAAUUAGGAUUUUAUGAAUUAAAUAAUUUUGGUGAAUCUUUGAAAAAUAAUUUAAUUAAUUUACCGAAAAAUGAAAUUUAUACUUCAAAACCUUAUCAACUUUUCCAAAAUUUCUUAAUCAGAUUAAUUGAAAACUACGAUAAAAUUUUAAUUAUUAAUCAUCCAAAAAUUCAAUCCUUUUAUUAUGAAAUUGUCGUUCGUUUUUAUAAUUUAAGAUCAAUUAAUAAUGAUGUUUCUUUAAAAAUUUUGGAAAGUUUUACCAAUCAAUUUGGUCUUUUCAAUAAUUUAGAAGCAGUUAGAAUUAGAAUUUGGUAUUUAUUUUUUAAAUUUAUUAAACAAACUAAACCUUUAAUUGAUGAUAUCACUUUAGAGAAUUUAUUAAUUAAAAUUCAACCAUUGUUAAUUAUUGAAGCCCAAUUACCAACUAAAGAUGAGGAUGAUGAAAUUAUUGAAAAUGGGCAAUUUAAUAAUCAAUUAUAUUUAUUCGAAUCAAUCGGUUUAUUAAUUACUAUUAUUAAUAAUAAAGAGUUAACUUAUAAAUUGAUUGAUUUGAUUUUUCAACCAUUAUUUGAUAAUUUACAAAACUGUAUUACCAGUGAAGAUAAAUUAAUUAAUCCUUUAAUUCCUUUGCAAGCACAUCAUUCCUUAAUGGCAAUUGCUACAAUUGUUCGUGGAUUCGAAACAGAACUUUCUCCAGAUUUAAUUAAUAAAAUCAACAAUGCAUCUCAGGUUGUUUUAAUUACUUUAGAAAAUUUUAACAAAUUUGAAAUUGUUAGAGAAGCUUCAAGGUUUUCAUUUUCAAGAUUUUUACCAAUUUUACAAAAUGAAUCAAAUAAUCACUUAAGUAAAUUAAUUAGUUUAAUAAUGGCUACUCCAAAUCUUAAAAUUAAUGAAUUAAGUGAUUUUUUAAGUUUUAUUGGUCAAAUCAUUCAUCAAUUUAAAAAUAAUGAUAAUAUUUAUCAAUUACUAAAUGAUUUAUUAUCUCCAGUUAUUAAUAAAAUUUAUGAAUUAUUAAAUAUUAAUGAUGAAUAUCCUGAUUUAGUUCGUGAUAAGUAUAAUUUGAAAAAAUCUUUCAUGACAUUCAUUAGUGUUAUCAUUAUUAAUAAUCAAACAUCCCUUUUAAUCACUGAAACUAAUAAACAAAAUUUCCCAAGAAUAUUGACAAGUUUUGUUGAAUACGCUUAUGAUUUAUCUCAACCUUCCGUUAGUAAAUUGGCUAUUGCUCAAUUAAUUAAUGUGAUUACAGUCAUUGGUGGUAAUAAUGGAAAAUUAAAUGAUUCAAAAGACAAAUACUGUAAUACUUUACCACCUAUUGAAGGUAUCGAUGAAUUUUUGAUGGAUACUUCCGUUAAAUUAUCAUUUGAAUUACCAUUUUCUAAACCAGAAUUCGAUUUAAAAGAUGCAGAAUUCAGAAACAUCGCAUUAGAAUUAUCAAUUUUAUUGAAAACUUAUGAACAACGACAACAAAAUCAAGAGUUUUUGACAUUUUUAGUUAAUUACUUAAAUAAUAUGGGUAUGAGCCAAGAUGCCCUCAAUUCUUUAGGUUCUAAUUUGGUUAAAUUAGAUCAAAGAGAAUUCAAAAAGUAUUUCAUUAAUUUUUUAACUGAACUAAAGAAAUAA